CCCUCAACUAAAGUCAGCAUACACGCUCUCUUCUCUGUCAGACGCACCGACAGAGCCAAGUGUGUGUGAGUGCGUUCAUGUGGAUCUGUUAGUGGGCUACUCGCGCUUAGUGCGUGGUCCCCAGGGGCCCGAUGACAGGAUAGCCGCGUGGCGUGACUUAAGCACCAUCGGAACGCUUCAUUUGUAUGGUUGCUCCUUAUGUGCACUCUGAGGGGGUUAAGGUGAAUGCAAAGUUUGGCUGAACUUUUGGAGCGCAUCCUAUAUCGUUCCCUGUGGCAGUGGAUGCGCUCAAGGAGCGACGGACGCGAGAAGUGCGCGGACGCGCUGUGAAGCUGCGCGCCUGUGCGGCCGGACGUGGCCGAAGCGCUGGAUGCGAAUGCGAUGGAUUAGCAGCAGCAGCAGCAGCCUCGUCCGAAGCGCUCCCCUGUUUCCCUCCGUUCCCCGCCCGGACAAGGACUCUCCAUCACGGGAUUAUUUCCACUCUCGACGACUUUCUGCUCCCCACCGAGCUGAGAUGACAGAGGAGUGUGUGUUGCGGUGUGUGCUGAUGCUCUGCUGUGCGCUCCUCUCGGCCAAUGCCAGCAACUGGCUGUACCUGGCCAAGCUGUCGUCAGUCGGAAGCAUCCGGGAUGAAGAGACGUGCGAGAGGUUACGAGGCCUCAUUCAGAGACAGGUUCAGAUCUGUAAGCGCAGCGUGGAGGUGAUGGACGCGGUGCGCCGUGGUGCUCAGCUGGCCAUCGAUGAGUGUCAGUUCCAAUUCCGGAACCGUCGCUGGAAUUGCUCCACUCUCGAGAGCAUGCCUGUGUUUGGCAAAGUGGUCACCCAGGGCACCCGUGAGGCCGCCUUUGUGUAUGCCAUCUCAGCAGCCAGUGUGGCGUUUGCGGUCACAAGGGCCUGCAGCAGUGGAGAGCUCGAAAAAUGUGGCUGUGACCACAACGUACAUGGAGUCAGUCCAGAGGGAUUCCAGUGGUUGGGCUGCAGUGACAACAUUGCUUACGGAGUGGCUUUUUCUCAGUCCUUUGUGGACGUGAGGGAAAGGAGUAAAGGCCAGUCUUCCAGUCGGGCCCUCAUGAACCUGCACAACAAUGAGGCCGGCAGGAAGGCCAUCCUGGCUCACAUGCGCGUGGAGUGCAAAUGUCAUGGAGUGUCCGGCUCAUGUGAGGUGAAGACCUGCUGGAAAGCCAUGCCCCCCUUUCGCGAAGUGGGCAACGUCAUCAAGCAGAAGUUUGAUGGGGCCACUGAGGUGGAGCAGCGCAAAAUGGGCUCCGCCAAAGUCCUGGUGCCUCGCAACUCCCAGUUCAAACCUCACACUGAUGAAGAUCUGGUCUACUUAGAACCCAGUCCGGACUUCUGCGAGCAAGACCCCCGCACGCCGGGCAUGCUGGGUACAGUGGGGCGCCAGUGCAACAGAACCUCAAAGGCCAUCGACGGCUGCGAGCUGAUGUGCUGCGGCCGCGGCUUUCAGACGCAGCAGGUGGAGGUCGUGGACAAGUGCAGCUGUAAAUUCCACUGGUGCUGCUACGUCAAAUGCAAGCAGUGCCGCAAAAUGGUGGAGAUGCACACUUGUCGAUGAUGAAACGGGCACUGCUGACCAACUUCACAAACCAUCACAACUAGAGAGCACACUGAGGACACGUAAAGCUCCCUCUUCGGCUGGAUAGGACCAAAGCUUUGUGCUACUUGUUGACGAAAACACGGCGAGUUGCAGAGAAGCGCGCCGACAUCCACCUCCUCAUCGUGCCGUUUGUGUCGUCUCAAUUUGAAAGCGUUGUCUCCUUCCCUCUACGUCUUCUUGUAAUGUUUAACUUAUUUGUUGAGACUGAGGAUCUUAUCUGAGAUUGACUAAGAAGGAGGGGGCAGUCUGCUGGAGAUAAGGAGAGACAAACAGCAUCCCUGGAUGGGUGGGGUUGAGGGGUUUGGGUCCGGGGGGGGUUGGCACGCCGUCCUUGCUGCUCCUGCUGCUGCUGCUUUGGGGACUCAAUCAGUGCUGCACGUCAAGGGAGCAUCAAGAAAAGACGUACGUGGACUUUACAUGAUUUGCUUUCCGCGUGUGCAUGGCUGCACUGAGCUACGAUUUGAUCACGUCGAGUUGUGCGGUUGGCACCACGUGGCGCCAUGAUGCCGCUCUACUUAGACACACAUGCGGACACGUUCUCUGCCAAUGAAAGCCACUAUCAUCUCCUUCCUCUCCUCCUGUAAACUCACAGCAUGAGCACUAAUGAUUAAAAAAAGAAAAAAAAAACACUCACACUCGGAAAAUAUUGCUCAAUAAGAUCCGUACCCAUCAUCAAUGGAUAAUAGAGAAAAACAUGUCAACCCUGUUUACACCUUGGUUGAGGUCGGAAUGAAAUGAAGUUUUCCCGCUGUAAACAUUUUAUGAGUGGUGCCCAAAAUAACUGAAUUGUAGAGGACCACCGGCAUUGCAUUCACGGUUCUCCUCUUUGGACUUGGUGGAAAUCAACAUCCUUCAGGUCGCAAGGUUAUUGAUCGCCUAUCGUAUGUCGUUGUUUGCUGCACACAACCAACGCAUGAAUCAGACAAACACCAAGACAUUGGAAAGGUGCCGGUUGGUCGCUGAGCAUGCUCAUCAUGCAUGAUGACUGAAGCACUUUCUGUUCAACCGCACAUGAAGCCUCCACCCCGCAGCAACUGACAACAUGUGACCACACGCGGCCAAUUUGUCCCAGCGAAAAGCCACGCUUGCCUAUAAUAAUGUGCUAUCGUAAUCAUAAUGUAGAUCUGUAAACACUGAAGAUUAUAACUGCCUAUGAAUGUAUGAUGUUCAUCUUGAAUAUAUGCUGUGUCAAAUACA
Syngnathus acus (greater pipefish) is the source of this 2812-nucleotide messenger RNA. It is a transcript of the gene wnt4, whose product is annotated as wingless-type MMTV integration site family, member 4. The transcript is spliced from 6 exons. The record is from RefSeq and is a predicted model, not a curated record. The coding region runs from base 371 to 1573 and encodes 400 amino acids. Gene Ontology annotation, cellular component: extracellular region. Gene Ontology annotation, biological process: multicellular organism development; cell fate commitment; neuron differentiation. Gene Ontology annotation, molecular function: cytokine activity; frizzled binding. NCBI's taxonomy places the organism in Eukaryota, Metazoa, Chordata, Actinopteri, Syngnathiformes, Syngnathidae.